AUGGGGAAAAAGACGUGCAAGUACUGGCCAGACAGGAGCGAGGGAUUCCACGAUAUCGAGGAUCUGCUCCGCACUAGGCUGCAACCCAAGAUGGCGGCCCUGCCGCGAAGAUCUCCUUCCUGCUCCUCGGAAGAUCUGGAGUAUGUCGCUCCGGACCCGAUCCCAGAAGUCAGGGCCACGUCUGCUAGGAAGGAUAACAGAGCUCCUAAGGUAGAUGAAGACAGUGCCCCAACUACCAAGGGUGACCUGAAACACCUCCUGAAUGAGCUCCGUACAAUGUUCCAAGCUGACUGUGCAAAGAUACGGGAGGAUAUGUGA
Pelobates cultripes (western spadefoot toad) is the source of this 318-nucleotide messenger RNA. NCBI's taxonomy places the organism in Eukaryota, Metazoa, Chordata, Amphibia, Anura, Pelobatidae. The record is from the annotation of a GenBank genome assembly.